This is a messenger RNA of Linum trigynum, 1334 nucleotides long. The record is from the annotation of a GenBank genome assembly. NCBI's taxonomy places the organism in Eukaryota, Viridiplantae, Streptophyta, Magnoliopsida, Malpighiales, Linaceae.
AGAAAUAAGAAGCAACGUAUCUCCCGUGGACUAGUCUUGUUCGAUCUCUCUCGAACAAGGAAACCACGUAAAUACCGUCUCGUCUCUUUCUAUUUGAUUCACUUUACGUAACGAUCAACAUGGUAUCAGAGCCUGCGGACUCGGACAACGUCAAUACACGUCUCAACUCGAAGAAUUACGCCCUCUGGGAGUUUCAAUUCCGGACGUUCAUCGAAGGCCAAGGGUUCUUCGGAUUUCUGGAUGGCACUACGACAAAACCACUCGUUCCUCCUUCCACCCAGCAAGAGGUCACGAAGUGGAUGCAAUCGGAUGCAAAAUUAAGAUCAUGGAUACUGAAAUCGGUGGAUCCAUCCAUCGUUUUGGGGCUGCGUCUUCUUCCCACAUCAGCUGAGAUGUGGACGGCGCUGCGGGACACGUAUGCUACGACGAGCGUUGCUCGUCAGUUUGAAAUAGAGGUGGAGCUGGGCAACCUAUAUCAGGGAGACAAGGACAUCGCAACGUACUAUAACGAUGCCAAACUCCUGUGGACAGAACAGGAUCUUCUCUCGGCGGCACUUUUGUCUGGCGCUGUGAUGACUCGGUAUUUGCACAUGUUUUCCCCUUUGUUUCUUGAUUGUUUGAGCUUGAAUUAUUGCGUCUUUGGCCUAUUUUAUGCUAGGUUGUGUUCCUUUGUCCCAUUUCAGGUCCUAGCACAUAAAGUGAAGCAUAGGCGCAAGUUUCAAGUCAAUCAGAGAUCAAUUGACGAUUCGAGAGAAGAAACUCGGGCAUGACCUGAAGAAGAAUGGAUUUCUACCUCACUUUAUGGACAAAGAAUCAUGCAAGCUUGUUAUGAAACGAAAGAGGACGAGACUACGAGCGUCUGGGAUCAAACGGCGAUUGAUUCGGAGUCCGGACGAGGGAGAAACGAAGCAUUAAACAGAGGCUGAGCAAGCUGCACGGGCAGACCAGCGUGGCCACGCACGGCCGUGCAAGUAACCAGUUUGGCCGUGCGGGAUUGUGCGUGGGCACGCACGGGAUUGUGCGUGGCCACGCACGGCCGUGCAACAUACAAUUCUGGCCGUGCGAGUUGGCUGAGGUUCAACUAAUUGAUACGCCGCGUUUUGAGGUGCACGGCCAGAAUGGUGAUGUGCACGGCCGUGCACCCUGGCCGUGCGAGUCGGGAUUUCCUGGUUUUAAGCCAAAUUCCGAACCAAAGAAGAGGGAGAGCUGGGUUUUGGAUCCCAAACACCCAAGGGACGAACCCUAGAGAGAGAGAGCGACUUGGGAACAUUCUUGGAGCUAUUUUGGAGGAUUUCUUCGCCAUUGAAGCUCGGGAAUCAAGCUUGGAGAUGGAG